AUGAUUUCCCAGGUCUGCAUUAGUCUCCCACUAGCGGAAGAUGAUCCAGUGAUCGGCUUCCAAAAGAAAGAUCUAAUCGGUCUUGAUCUACCAUACAACGAUGCCUUUGUCAUCAACAUUCAAAUUGCUUUGGCCAUGGUUGACCGAAUCCAUGCAAACGAGGGCAGUGUAGCCAACAUCCUACAAUUGGCAGUCAUCCAACAAAUGGGCUUAGAGAGAAUGAUCAAUAAAUCAGCCAGGUCACUGACUGGUUUUAAUGGCGCAACAACUGUUACCGUGGGCACGAUAGAUCUCGACGUCUACUCCCUACCUGUAAUCAGAUUGCAAACGUUCAUGGUCAUUGAUGAAGUCUCACCCUACAAUGACAUUCUGGGUAGACCAUGGAUCGGCAAGAUCAACGCUAUCACCUCUGCCACACAUCAGGAGAUUCGCUACCCAAUCCCUGCGGGCGGUAUCGGCCAGAUCAACAGCGAUCAGGCAAUGGAGAGGAAGUGCUCAACUUAA
Molecule: messenger RNA, 504 nt
Organism: Prunus armeniaca (apricot)
Lineage: Eukaryota; Viridiplantae; Streptophyta; Magnoliopsida; Rosales; Rosaceae
Source: the annotation of a GenBank genome assembly